This is a messenger RNA of Lecanosticta acicola, 943 nucleotides long. The record is from the annotation of a GenBank genome assembly. Lineage: Eukaryota; Fungi; Ascomycota; Dothideomycetes; Mycosphaerellales; Mycosphaerellaceae.
AUGGGUGUACCUCAGCAGACCAAGUCUGGACGGACGAGGCCGUUCGAGAUCUUGGCUUUGGGCCUGUCUCGCUCUGGCACAGACAGUCUUUGCAAAGCACUGGAGAUAUUGGGGUACCCAUGUUAUCACGGCUGGCGCACUCUCGAUGAGCCGGAGCAGAGCGUCUUGUGGGCUCAAGCGAUUGAGGGGAAGUACGAAAACAGGGGCCGACAAUGGGAAGGCGAGGAAGACUUUGACCGGAUUCUUGGUCCCUACACUGUUGGUUCCCCCGAGCGCCGAGAGUAGUCUAUGGCGAUUGGAAGCUGAUAGUGUUCUGUUCUCAUAGGCUUGCACGGAUCUGCCAUGCGCAAUGUUCACGACCGAGCUCAUUGAUGCGUACCCCGAUGCAAAGGUCAUUCUGAAUCUGCGGCCGCGAGAGGAAUGGCAUCGAUCGAUUGUCAAAUCUGUCGAUGCCAAGAUGAAAAGCUGGACUGGAUGGCUGAUGUGCAAAUUUGACAUGGAGACGAGGUGGGAGCGCCCCGAAUCUUGAGCGUCUCGGUCCCUACGUACUAUGCGACUAACUUCUCACAGCAACAUCAACCGCUGCUGGUCGAAAGCAAAUGGCCAUUAUUUCCGCUGGGAUCUCGCCCGCAACGGCAGACAGGUCUACGAUGAGCAUGCGGCAUUGGUCAGAGGAGCAGCUCGAAACUCCCAAUUUCUAGAGUACGAUCCUCACCAAGGCUGGGAGCCACUGUGUGCUUUCUUGAACAAGCCAGUCCCCGAAACUCCCUUUCCGUCGGGAAAUGUCGCAGAGGAGUUCCACUCGAGGAUCGAGAACAGCAUGAAGAGCCGUUUCAUCCGUGCCAUGCGCAACUUUGGAGGAGCUUGUCUUGUCGCGGCAGGAGGUGCUGUUUGUGGAUACAUGGCGUGGUCGUCCACACUAGAUUACAGCGGUCCCCUAUAA